Messenger RNA from Pelodiscus sinensis (Chinese soft-shelled turtle), 2565 nucleotides. Lineage: Eukaryota; Metazoa; Chordata; Testudines; Trionychidae. The record is from RefSeq and is a predicted model, not a curated record.
UCCUCCCUUCCCACCCGUUUUACCCGUCUGGGUCAGGUGGGUCUGCAGGCCCUGCUGAUGCACUGUCACUGCUGGUACCAAAGGGCUUCUAACAAAGCGAAACCUUCCCUCCCUGCCCCCUCCAAGGGCAGUAGUUACUCCAACAAUGCUUCACUUCGAGGGUACCGCUCCUGGUCCUAAGGAAGGUGGAGAGGAGCCAAGGAGGAAGCUGUCUCAGGCUUCCCACGAGGGAGUAACAAUCAUACAAUCCUAGUAAGGAUUAUUUUGCCAGCACUUGAUUUCUGCCCGUGGAAUGCAGGCGAGUCCCAGACUCCACCAGCAGCCCGGGGACCACCCAAGGCGCAGGACGCUGCUACCUUCUCUGGAAUUCAGCAACUUUUUGGUUCACUCAGUUCGGGCCACUCUCCAGCUUGUCACUCGAGGGCAGGGCACGCCCCAUCGGGAGGCUAUUUGAAGAGGCUCCCGUGUGCACCAUUCUCCAAACGGAGCGGAGAGGGAGCGAGAGGGCGAGCUGUCAGUCGGAAACCUGCCCUGCCCCGCUCGCUCAGGAUGUGCGACAGCUUUGGAGCAAUAACCGGGGCUCUGCUCCUCCUCCUCCUCACGCCUGCUGCCGAGGCCGAGUCACCGGCGUGUUCAUACCCGUGCCAGUGCCCCUCCCAGCCGCUGCAGUGCCCUGUUGGCACCAGCCACGUGUGGGAUGCCUGUGGAUGCUGUAAGGUGUGUGCCCGGCAGCUGGGUGAGCUGUGCUCCCUUCAGAAACCCUGCGAUCACCACAAGGGACUCUACUGUGACUUCUCCAAAAUCCACCGAGCCAGCGGGAUCUGCUUAGCCCACGAGGGGGCGACCUGCGACCUGCUGGGGAAGAUCUAUCACAACGGCGAGAGCUUCCAGCCCACCUGCCAGCUGCAGUGCAUCUGCAUGGACGGUGCCAUCGGGGCCCCCUCCCCGGACUGCCCGAGCCCCCACAGGGGGACACCCCAGGCCCAGUGCUGCGAGGAGUGGAUUUGCCAAGGGGGCAGCCAGGAAAAUCGCUUUGAAACAACCAGGGCUGUUCACAGGCAGAACCCAGCGCCGAGGCCUGAGCUGAAUGGCCUCCAGAACUGCCUCGUCCAGACCACGGCGUGGAGUGCCUGCUCCAAGAGCUGCGGGAUGGGCAUCUCUACCCGCGUCACUAACGACAACCCCCAGUGCCGCCCGGAGAAGGAGAGCCGGCUCUGCCUGGUCCGGCCCUGUGACUUCCUCCUGGAGCAGAUCAUCAAGAAAGGAAAGAAGUGUGUGCGGACCCCAAAGCCUCGCCAGGGAAUCCGCUUGGAGUUCUCAGGCUGCACCAGCAGCCGCUUUUACCGGCCCAAGUUCUGCGGCAGCUGCACAGACGGACGCUGCUGCACGCCGCACAGCACCAGCACCGUGGAGGUGGAGUUCAAGUGCCCAGAGGGAGACGUCUUCCAGCAUAAGAUAAUGUUCAUCAAGACGUGCUCCUGCCACCGGGACUGCCCCAGAGACAACGACGUCUUCCUGGCCACCUACCGCAGAUGGAUGAUUGGGGACCAUGUCAAGCUAGAGAGACAGUAGCCACUCCUCUCCCUGAUCCCUGGGCCAGUGCAUUGAGUGCUCUCGAAUGCCUGCUCCCUGAAUCCCAGGACAUGGCCGUCUCUCCCCUACCCCAGGGACUCUUUGGCACUGGGGCACCUGGCCAACGAGCCAAGCAGCGUGGAGGAGCAGCUCCUGGGCCCCCUGUGCGUGGGGAUCUUGGAUGAUGCCAAUCCUGCUGAGCUGGUUCCUUUUGUGGACGUGGAGGCAGAAUGGAACUAGGCUGGAAAGAGAAGUGGGCCUGGCCUGAAAUCCCGAUCCAUGUUGCCCACGCGCCCAGGCCGUCUGGAUCUGGAUCUAAGCCUUGUGGCCUGGGCCCGUUCCUAGCUGAAAGUGCAGUGGGGGAACAAUUCCCUUAAAGCUGCUGGCAGCAAAGCCAGGGCAGGAGGCAAAGGAGAGGCCCAGGAAGUGAGAGGCCCUGCAUCGGUGUGCCAGCACAGUUCCCCAUUAUCUGUCCGCAGUGCGGCCCUGUGCAUGGCCCAGGUUGGGUGAGUGGGGUGGUUGUCAGUGACUCUGAACUGACUGACACCUGCCACAGCUCGGUGCUGUGGGACCAAUGCUCCUCCCUGGCAUCAGCCGCUUUUCAAAAGCCAGGGAGAAGAGGAGAGAGGGAAACAAUGGGAGCCAGCCCAUCCUAUUGCAGGCACCUCUUGGGCCUGGGAGGCUUUCUUUGGAAAAUCCAAACCCCGGCCAAGACGUCCCCAUAGAUGAUGGGACUGCGCCAGGCUGUCCCUCUGCCCACUGUCAGUGCUGAAAGGGCGCCUCCAGGGCAGGCCUCGGCACUUUUUCAAACCAGAGAGCCAAACGACAUGCAAAUUCAGAGCAAGUGGUCAGCAAAGGGCCCAUUUGCAUGAUUAAAAAAUACAAUGUACUAUUAUUGAUAGUUGACAUGACUGAUAAUAGCAUUACAUGAAACAUUGUACUCGCACUUUCAGAGAAUCCUAGAACACUGGGACUGGAAGCGCCCUCGAGAGG